UUUUCAAAACAGCAACUACAAAAUACAACAAAAUAUACUUUUCUUACUUUUAUUUUUCCGUCCACAGUACGUAGUAAUUAAAAAGGAUAGUUUACUGGAUAGCUCUUUCUUAGUUGAUGUUGGGCUGUGAAUAAAAGCGUAAAUAUGUUCAAUGUGGCGCACAAUGAAAAAGAUGCACACGAGGAGAGCAUCUGGUGUGUAUCUUGGACAACAAAUGAAGAAAAUGUUGACAGUAUUCUUACUGGUGCAGUUGAUGAUCUGGUGAAAUGCUGGAAAUGGAAUAAUGAGCAAUUAGAACUGAAAUAUAACUUUGAGGGACACCAACUUGGAAUAGUUUCAGUUGAUAUCAAUGCCACUGGCACGGUGGCAGCCUCCAGCUCAAUGGACAGUCAUAUCAGACUGUGGGAUCUUGAGAAUGGCAAACAGAUCAAAUCUGUUGACUGUGGUCCAGUGGAUACAUGGACUGUGAGCUUUUCCCCAGAUGGCAAGUUUAUAGCAACAGGAACUCAUUCAGGAAAGAUUAACAUCAUUGGAGUUGAAAGUGGAAAGAAGGAAAGUGUUUUGGAUACAAGAGGGAAAUUUAUCAUGAGCAUUGCUUAUAGUCCAGAUGGGAAACAUAUAGCAUGUGGUGCUAUUGAUGGAAUUAUUAAUAUAUUUGAUAUUGCAACUGGGAAAUUGGUGCACACAUUAGAAGGUCAUGCUAUGCCAAUCAGAUCAUUGACAUUCUCUCCUGACUCACAACUCUUGAUCACUGCUUCAGACGACAAUCACAUCAAGAUGUACGACGUGCAGCAUGCAAAUCUCGCAGGUACAUUGUCCGGCCAUGGAUCAUGGGUCCUUAGUGUUGCUUUUUCACCAGAUAAUUCACACUUUGCAUCAAGUUCUAGUGACAAGACCGUGAAAAUAUGGGAUGCUGGAUCAAGACAAUGUCUUCACACAUUUCACGAACAUUCUGAUCAGGUUUGGGGUGUGAAAUACAACCAAAGUGGCACAAAAGUUGUCUCUGUAUCUGAUGACAAAUCCAUCAUUAUCUACAACUGCCCAACAUAGAGCAUGUGUGGUAAACUAUAAUUGCACACAGCUGCAUUUGAACAAAUUGCAACAUCAAGGAGUUUUAUGCUCUAACCAACUGCAUAGAGUUAUUCACUAUUGCAAAAACACUGUAUUUAGUAAAGAGCAAACAAAUUUCCAUACAACAAAAAGACAAGACAAAUUGUACAAGACCAAAGACUUUAUUUUCUAAUAAACUCGGUUUUAAGCAUGAACUCCAAAAACCUUAAAACAGAUAUUGCAGAGUGAUAAGUUACUACUAUUAACUUCUGAUUUUCUUUUUAUUAUUUAUCAUCAUAUCAAUAAAU
Dendronephthya gigantea is the source of this 1358-nucleotide messenger RNA. Its product is annotated as WD repeat-containing protein 61-like. NCBI's taxonomy places the organism in Eukaryota, Metazoa, Cnidaria, Anthozoa, Malacalcyonacea, Nephtheidae. The record is from RefSeq and is a predicted model, not a curated record. Bases 145 to 1050 code for a protein of 301 amino acids. The transcript is spliced from 11 exons. Gene Ontology annotation, cellular component: Cdc73/Paf1 complex. Gene Ontology annotation, molecular function: protein binding.